AUGACAGACCAACAACAACCACCCCGCCCCAAAAUCAAAUACAACCUCCGCAACCCCCUCCCCCUCUCCGCCUCCCAAGAAGCAGAAGUCCAAGACCUCUUCCACAAACGCGUGCGAAGCCAUUGCGCCGCUGAGAUCAAGGCAUUCGCCGAAUGCGCCGUGAACCGCACCGUAACCGCAACAUGGAUCUGUCGACAGCAACGACUCACCAUGAACGGGUGUAUGCUUGCGCAUGCGAAGCCAGAGGAGGAGGAUCGGGCGAGGGAGGAGUGGUUUGCAACUGCGGAGGAGAGGAGGAGGGUUAGAAAUGAGGAGGAUGAGAGGGUGAGGAGGAGGAGGGAGGAGGUUAUUCGGAUGAUGAGGGAGGAUGAUGAGAGGAAGAAGGCGUCGGGGUAG
Aspergillus glaucus CBS 516.65 is the source of this 396-nucleotide messenger RNA. RefSeq lists its product as uncharacterized. The record is from RefSeq and is a predicted model, not a curated record. Gene Ontology annotation, cellular component: mitochondrion. The coding region runs from base 1 to 396 and encodes 131 amino acids. The transcript is spliced from 2 exons. Lineage: Eukaryota; Fungi; Ascomycota; Eurotiomycetes; Eurotiales; Aspergillaceae.